CGUGUUUAUCCAGAAUUUUAAUGCCAGGCUAAGUGUUUGAGGGAGCAGCUGCACAUUGAUGGAGUGUUUGAAAUCCCCUUUCCUCUACUUGAGUCUACCUUCAAAACCCCAUUCCCUUAUGGAAAAGAAAAAGAAGAAGAGACUCCCUCCCCUUCUCAUUCGCUGCUCCAUCCAGCGCGACCCGUGGUCCCCGAGUUUCGGCGACCCCACGCGGCCGAAGCCGCGAACGAGGAACCCGAAGACGCCUCUGUCCGACGACAACGCGCGGCGCAUCAUAAAGAAGAAGGCGGCGUACCAGAGCAUUCUGCGGCGGAACCAGGGCCCGCAGGCGCAGACGCCGAGGUGGAUAAAGAGGACCCCCGAGCAGAUGCUCCUGUACUUGCAAGACGACCGCAACGGUCACCUCUACGGCAAGCACGUCGUGGCCGCAAUAAAGAAAGUACGCUCUCUCUCCCAGAAAGUUGACGGCGACUACGACAUGAGGAUGGAAAUGGCUUCCUUUGUCGGAAAACUCAGCUUCAAGGAGAUGUGCGUCGUGCUCAAGGAGCAAAAGGGGUGGAGGCAAGUCAGAGACUUCUUUUCUUGGAUGAAAUUGCAGCUGAGCUACAGACCAAGUGUAGUUGUCUACACAAUAGUAUUGCGCUUAUAUGGGCAAGUUGGAAAGCUGAAACUGGCAGAAGAGAUCUUCUUGGAGAUGCUCGAUGUGGAUUGUGAGCCAGAUGAAGUUGCUUGUGGUACAAUGCUUUGUUCGUAUGCCAGAUGGGGACGCCACAGGGCUAUGCUGUCUUUUUAUUCUGCUGUAAAAGAAAGGGGAACAAUUCUAUCUGUUGCUGUCUUCAACUUUAUGAUGUCUUCUUUGCAAAAGAAAUCACUCCAUAGAGAGGUUGUACAGAUGUGGAAGGAUAUGUUGGAAAAAGGGGUGAUACCUAAUAGUUUUACUUAUACAGUAUCCAUCAGCUCACUUGUCAAAGAAGGGCUGUAUGAAGAUGCUUUCAAGACUUUUGAUGAGAUGAGGAAUAAUGGAGUUGUUCCUGAGGAGGUAACAUAUAAUCUGCUUAUAAAUUUAAGUGCUAAAAGUGGCAACAGAGAUGAAGUGCAAAGACUGUAUGAGGAUAUGAUUUUUCGAGGGAUAGUUCCUAGUAAUUACACUUGUGCUUCACUUUUAUCUUUAUAUUACAAAUAUGAGGACUACCCUAGGGCCCUGUCCAUUUUUUCACAAAUGGUAAGCAACAAAAUUCCUGCUGAUGAAGUCAUAUAUGGUUUACUUAUAAGAAUUUAUGGAAAACUUGGCCUAUAUGAGGAUGCUCACAAAGCAUUUGAAGAGACAAAUCAGCGUGGUCAACUCACCAGUGAGAAAACAUAUUUGGCAAUGGCUCAAGUCCAUCUUACUUCAGGAAAUGUAGACAAAGCCUUACAAGUUAUUGAACGCAUGAAGUCUAGCAACAUAUGGUUCUCACGAUUUGCAUAUAUUGUGCUGCUGCAGUGCUAUGUGAUGAAAGAAGAUGUAGUAUCUGCUGAACGAACAUUUCUAGCUCUCUCCAAAACAGGUCCACCUGAUGCUGGUUCCUGUAAUGAUAUGCUCAGUUUGUAUGUGGGUCUUAAUUUGAUGAAUAAGGCGAAGGAGUUCAUUAUCCAAAUAAGGGAGGAUGGGAAGCUUUUUGACAAAGAGCUUUAUAGAACAGUUAUGAAGGUUUACUGUAAGGAGGGCAUGCUGCCAGAAGCUGAGCAGUUCACAAAUCAGAUGGUUGAGAAUGAAUCAUUUCAAAGUGAUAAAUUCUUCAAGACAUUCUAUUGGAUUCUCUAUGAACAUAAGGGGGAUGCACAAUCUAAUGAUGAACUUGUGGCCAUUGAGCCCAUUGACAAACUUGAUGCCACAGCUCUUGGGCUGAUGCUCAGUUUAUUUCUGACAAAUGACAACUUCAGCGGAACAAAAUUAUUACUAAAACUGUUGUUGGGUUAUGCUGCUGGAGGAUCAAAGGUUGUUUGUCAACUCAUCAUCAAUUUGUGUAAAGAAGGAGAAAUCAGUAAAGCAGAAUUGCUUAGUGAUCAAUUAAUUAAGCUUGGCUGCAGAAUGGAAGAAGCCACUGUAGCAUCUCUAAUUAGCCAUUAUGGCAAACGACAAAUGCUGAAACAAGCUGAAGAUAUCUUUGCAGAAUAUGUAAAUCCCUCCACAUCUAGUAAACAACUGUAUAACUCUAUGAUCAAUGCAUAUGCUAAAUGUGGUAAACAAGAGAAAGCAUAUUUGCUAUACAAGCAAGUGACUGAGGAAGGACAUGAUCUAGGUGCUGUUGGAAUGAGCAUUGCUGUAAAUUCUUUGACCAAUGCAGGAAAACAUCUGGAGGCUGAGAAUUUUAUCUACAGCAGUCUUAAAAACAACCUGGAGCUUGACACUGUGGCUUACAACACCUUUAUCAAGGCCAUGCUUCAAGCAGGCAAAUUGCAAUUUGCAUCCAGUAUUUUUGACCGCAUGAAUUCCUCUGGUGUUGCUCCAUCAAUUGAAACAUUCAACACAAUGAUAAGUGUCUAUGGACAAGAUCAGAAGUUGGAUAGAGCAGUAGAGAUGUUCAACAAAGCUAGCUCAUUUGAUGUCCCGCUGGAUGAAAAAACAUACAUGAAUUUGAUAGGCUAUUAUGGGAAAGCUGGUAUGAUUCUUGAAGCUUCCCAAUUGUUCAGUAAAAUGCAGAAAGAAGGUAUAAAGCCUGGAAAGGUAAGUUACAAUAUCAUGAUCAAUGUAUAUGCUAGUGCUGGAGAUCUUCGCCAAACAGAUAAAAUUUUCCAGGCCAUGCAGAGGCAAGGUUGUUUGCCUGAUUCUUUCACGUAUCUUUCCCUUAUCCAAGGGUACACGAGGAAUAGGAACUAUCAUAAAGCUGAAGAAACUUUACAUGAUAUGCAGAGUAAAGGCAUUCCACCAUCUUGUGUCCAUUUUAAUAUUUUGGUUAAUGCUUUUACAAAAGCUGGGUUGAUUGAGGAAGCGAAGAGGGUUUAUGAGGAGCUAUCAACUUUUGGUUUAGUUCCUGAUCUAGUAUGUUACCGUACAAUGCUAAAUGGUUACCUGAAAUAUGGAUAUGUGGAAGAGGGAAUAAACUUUUUUGAAAGUAUACACGAAUCAACAAAAGGAGACAGGUUUAUCAUGAGUGCAGCUGUGCAUUUUUACAGAUCUUCUGGAAAGGAAAGCAAAGCUAAAGAAAUAUUAAUUUCAAUGAACAACAAGGGGAUCCCAUUCCUGAAGAAUCUUGAAGUUGGAUCAGAAGAGAGAUUGAAAACUCCAUGAGAUACUUGUGUGUACUUUGAGAAGCGUUCUGAUGAUGGAAAAAAUAUGUUUUAUAAAUCUAAUCAACCUGGUAAUGGUUAUUAUGCAUGCUGCAUGUAUGCUUUUACUGGCAACGAUGGUUGAACUCUUGGUUCAGGUACAUUUACCAAGUUGUGAGGGGGACGUGACCCACGUUUGUUGGAAUGCAACCUUUGCCUUUUGACUGCUCUUCCUACCUAACUUCCUUUGAAAGUGUAAGUUAAGCAUUCUGAUAAUGGAACAAAGAAUAAUUAAAACAUAGAAAUCGAAUCAACCUGGUAAUGGUUUUGUUGAUGUAGAUGUCUUUGCUGCAACGAUGAUAAGUACUUUUAUCAAGUAAUGAGGGGAAGUACUUUUACCAAGUAAUGAGAGGAAAGUAAUGAGGGGAACCUGAUCCAUGUCUGUUGUUAUGCAACCUUCGCCUUUUGACUGCUCCUUCUUGCCGAACCUUCCUAUGAAAGGUGUGAGUCUAUCAGGUGGACUUAAAGAUAUUGUAGACUCCAGGCACAAAGAGUUUCUGAGCGUUCUAUGUUCCUUCCAAGCCGUUUCUAUAACUGAUGAAGUGGCAUUAUUGAAGUGAUGAGACCCCAGGUGUUUGUGCAAAGACAGAAGAGUAGAGAUAAGAAUAGGGAUUAUAUACACUUGUAGCUAACACAGUACAGUUGUAACUAACUAAACUGUGACUAGUAGGAUAAAUAGGAGGUUAGUUGGAGUGGCAAAGGGUUGUUUUAUU
Molecule: messenger RNA, 4022 nt
Organism: Vigna umbellata (rice bean)
Lineage: Eukaryota; Viridiplantae; Streptophyta; Magnoliopsida; Fabales; Fabaceae
Gene: EMB976
Product: Tetratricopeptide repeat (TPR)-like superfamily protein
Biological process (GO): mitochondrion organization; RNA processing
Cellular component (GO): mitochondrion
Molecular function (GO): mRNA binding; protein binding
Source: RefSeq, a predicted model, not a curated record